AUGCCUCCCAAGAAGCAUAAGAAUCCAAAGACCCCCGACACCACCGAGCCACUCAGCGAAGAGGCCCUUCUUGGACCAAAGAGCCGAUUGGGACACUGA
Messenger RNA from Caenorhabditis elegans, 99 nucleotides. It is a transcript of the gene Y38H8A.12, whose product is annotated as Small muscular protein. Lineage: Eukaryota; Metazoa; Nematoda; Chromadorea; Rhabditida; Rhabditidae. The record is from RefSeq and is marked reviewed. Bases 1 to 99 code for a protein of 32 amino acids. The transcript has a single exon.